Acanthosepion pharaonis is the source of this 873-nucleotide messenger RNA. The record is from the annotation of a GenBank genome assembly. Lineage: Eukaryota; Metazoa; Mollusca; Cephalopoda; Sepiida; Sepiidae.
AUGUAUGAUAAAUUAUAUAACACUUCACUAUCCUAUAUUCAUAUUUGUUUAUUACACAUCUAUCUAUCUAUCUAUCUAUCUAUCUAUCUAUCUAUCUAUGUUCGCUCUUCUUCAUCAGAUACUCCAUUCACCUUCUUUCUUUUUCAAUUUUGUCUUUUUCUUCCAUUUUUCUUUUUCAUUUUUUUUACUUUUCCUUCCUUUUCUUUUUCUUCCAUUUUGUUUUUCUUGUUCAUUUUUCUUCCGUUUUCUCUUUCUUUCGUUUUUUCUAUUUUUUCCUUUACUUUUCCUUCCUUUUAUUUUCUUCCGUUUUUUCUUACUCUUCCUUUUCCUCCUUUUUUCUUCCAUUUCUUUUCCUCCAUUUUUCUUCCUUUUCUUUUCCACAUUUUUUCUUCUUUUUGUUUUCCUCCUUUUACUUCCUUUUUUCCUCUUUUUCUUCUUUUUCAUUUUCUUCCUUUUUAUUUUCUUUCCUUUUUUCUUUUAUCUCCUUUUCUAUUGAUUGAUUUUUUUUCUUUUUCUUUCUCUUUCGUUUUUCUUUUUCUUACUUUUCUUUUUUUUUUCUCCUUCUUUUACUUUUUCUUCCUUUUUACUAUUCCUUCUUUCCUUUUUCUUUCUUUUUUUAGCUUUCCUCAUUUUUACAUCUUUUUUCGUCCUUUUCCUUUUUCUUCAACUUUUUCUUUUUUUCUAUUUCUUACUUUUUCUUUUACUUUCUUUACUUUUUCUUCUACUGUUUCUUUUUCCUUUUCAUUCGUUCUUCUCUUAUCUUUUUUGGUCUUUGGUCCGCUUUUUAAUGCUCUUUUUCUUCUACGGUAUUUCUUUUCGCUUCAUUUGUUUCUUCUUGUCAAGCACUUAUUAUUAUUCGCUUCUACAUCGUGA